AUGGCAUGUUUAGGUCGAUGUUGUACGAAUUUUUGUAAAGAAUUCAAAGCAUUUGCUCUACGAGGAAAUGUAUUAGAUUUAGCAAUUGGUAUUAUUAUUGGUACAGCAUUUACUAAUGUAGUUCAAUCACUUGUCGAUGAUAUAAUUACACCUCCAUUUGGUCUUAUAUUGGGUGGUGUUGAUUUUGUUAAUUUAACAAUUAAAAUGAAAAAUUUUGUUUAUCAAGAUCAACCACCUGUUGUUAUUCGUUAUGGAAAAUUUAUUCAAACAAUAAUUUCUUUAAUUAUUGUGGCAUUUGCACUUUUUUUUAUUAUUAAAGCAAUCAAUCACUUACAUAAAAUAGCACAAAGAAAUAAAACAACAAGUGAAAAUGAUUUAGAAAAUGAAGUAACUGACGAAGUUAAAGUAUUACGUGAAAUUCGAGAUUUAUUAGCACGACAAUCAAUCGUAAAAUGUUCGCCAAAUGAAUUUUAA
Molecule: messenger RNA, 474 nt
Organism: Rotaria sordida
Lineage: Eukaryota; Metazoa; Rotifera; Eurotatoria; Philodinida; Philodinidae
Source: the annotation of a GenBank genome assembly